This is a messenger RNA of Trichogramma pretiosum, 2469 nucleotides long. It is a transcript of the gene Ppat-Dpck, whose product is annotated as bifunctional coenzyme A synthase. The coding region runs from base 547 to 2118 and encodes 523 amino acids. Lineage: Eukaryota; Metazoa; Arthropoda; Insecta; Hymenoptera; Trichogrammatidae. Gene Ontology annotation, molecular function: ATP binding; dephospho-CoA kinase activity. The transcript is spliced from 5 exons. Gene Ontology annotation, biological process: coenzyme A biosynthetic process. The record is from RefSeq and is a predicted model, not a curated record.
GCUGCAAUUUUCUACGCACAGGUUGAAGGUCACAUCGAUCGAAAUAAGUGAAUAAAUCGAACGAAAUUCAAUCAAUAUGAAAUAAUAACGCUUAAAGAUAUUUUCUUAGGUUAUAUAAAUCUGAUUCUAAAAUUAAAAUAGCGAUCAGUUGCAGUUGCAUCGGCUCAUAAUGAUGUAGUUUCUGUGGUGAUUCCUACUUCAUGUUUUGACUUGAAUAAAACAAUGCUAAUUGCGAGUCACGCGGUGCGAAUCGCCGACAGUUAUUAAGUAUAGAUUAUUAGUUGAUUCCAUUCCCAUGUUCUUAUUAUUGUUCGCCGACUUGUGUGUUCGUAAAUUUCGAAAAAAAUGUUCCAUAGUGUAAUUGUUAUCUUUCAAUUUAGAAAGUCAUCUUUAAACGUAUGAUUGUGAAAUUUUUUUACUGUUUUCUCAUUCAAUAAGCUAGUAUACUUCUUUAGAAAAUGUCAGGUCAAUUUAAACUGCAUUAAUACUUUUGAAAACUUUAGAAAAAAAAUUUUAUUCUCAUAUUGCGUAUAAAAUAUUUACAAAAUGGUUAACACUGGUUUAUUGGUGCUCACAAAUCCUUCCAAAAUAUCAAAACUCUUGCCAGCUAUAAAAAAGCAUGUGCUGAAAACAUUGUAUAUACAGUAUUUUCCAAAACACAAUAUCAUCUUGUCAAGUGCUUACUCACCACCAACAACAAAUUUUAAAGGACCUCAAUACUCUCAAGUUGUGGCAAAUAUAUAUGCGCUUGCAACUAAAUAUUCUACAAACUUAGAUGUACGAGUAUUGUUAACAAGUUUAAAACAGCCAAAUGUGUCCAUUACCAGGACCAAAAAACCUAUAGAAUUAGUCAUUUUUGAUAAAAUAUGUAGUAGCUCUGAUGCAAACACUUUUAUGCAAGAUUGUAUAUCAAAUAUAUCAAUGGGUUGCACAUUCAUUACCCUUGAUGAAAAGUGUAACGAAGAAGAUACUAAUGAUAGUAAUGUAAAUAAUUCCCAGGAUAAUAACAUUUAUCAAAGUGUUGUUCUAGGGGGUACAUUUGAUAGAUUACAUAAUGGUCAUAAAAUAUUACUGAGUGAAGCUAUACUUAGAAGUUCUCAUAAAGUUACAGUUGGAGUAACGGAUUUAAAUAUGAAUCAACGAAAGCUUUUGUGGGAAAUAAUUCAACCAUGUGAUAUUAGAAUCAAUCUUUUAAGAGAGUUUGUAGAAGAUAUAGAUUCAGACUUGAAUUAUGAUAUUGUUCCAAUAUCUGAUAUUUAUGGGCCUACAAAAAGUGAUCCAACUUUUGAAAUGAUUGUUGUGAGUGAAGAAACUCAAAGAGGUGGACAUAUAAUCAAUGAAGAACGUAUUAAAAAUAAAUUAAAUCCAUUAAAAAUUUAUGUUGUCAAAUUAAUGGAAGAUCCAAUGAAUAAAGAACACGAAGAAACCAAAAUUAGUUCAAGCAAUCAUAGAAUGCGUUUGCUGGGAACAAGAUUAAAAAAACCUGUUGUUGAUAAUAAACCUUUGAAGCCAUAUAUUGUCGGAUUGACAGGUGGUAUUGCCAGCGGUAAAUCAUCUGUAGCUGCCAAGUUACAAAAAUUGGGUGCUGGUUUAGUAAAUUGUGAUUUAAUUGCUCAUUCUUUGUAUGAACCUGGUAUGAAGUGUUAUAAAUUAAUUGUUGAUACAUUUGGAUCGAAUUAUGUAAACGAAGAUGGUCAAAUAAAUAGAAAAGCUUUAGGAACAUUAGUUUUUAAUAAUAAGGCAGAAUUAGAGAAAUUGAAUCAGUUACUGUGGCCAGUUAUACUUGACGAAACUAUGAAAAAAGUUGAAGAUUUACACAAAGGUGGUCAUGAUGUUAUAGUCAUAGAAGCUGCUGUUUUAAUUCAAGCUGGCUGGCAAAAUAUUUGUCAUGAAAUUUGGACAUGCAUUAUUCCAAAAAAAGAGGCUAUAAAAAGACUAAUGGAUAGAAAUAAACUUAGUGAAGAAGAAGCAGAAAAAAGAAUUUUUGUACAACCUAGUAAUGUUGAACAAGUUCACAACGCUCAUGUAAUUUUGUCUACAUUGUGGAGUCACGAAUUUACUGAAAGUCAAGUUCAAAAAGGGUGGUCAGAGAUAAUGAAAGAUUUGAGUAGAGCCUAGCUUAUGAUAUUAAAAAAUAUAUGCAUGUAUUUAACUCUUUGUUGAAUCGUGCAGGUAAACACAAAUAUAUACACUAUUUAUAUUUUUCAAUUGGUAUUUUUUCUUGUUUAUGUCAAAAAGUAGAGCUGUUGACCUAAGAAUUAAAUGAAUAUUCAAAGAGUAUUACUGUCAGUUAUUCUUUAUUUUUGAUUCUACAUUUACAUUGAAGAUGAACAUGUGAUUAUUUCAUAAUAUGAAACAUGAACUUAUUAAUCUAAUUUAAAUAAUGAAUUUGUUCAGGCUAAAAGCUAAGAGAGACUUGCUAAUUAAUAAUUUAUCUUAAUAAACAACUUAUACCUUCAAUCAUUUAAA